AUGUGCGUAAGCGCUUGGAGGGGUCAUUCACGCGCACGCACGUGAGUAAGCGGUGAACGCGCCCCUUGCUUGUGGAAGGUGAGCGGGCGGGUGUCUCGAGCAGAGGGCUCGAGAGCGCGACCGCCGGGGUCCGAUCGGAUUAAACUCGAAUCGAGUGAAAUGAGCACAAAGGCGAGAUAGUGCGCGAGGACGGGACACGGAGAAGCCAAAAGUACGGGCACCAACUGGUAUUGGAUUUAUAACAGAAGACUAUCCGGCUUUAUUAACUAACAAAAAGAAUAUAUCGCUGGAAAUAUAUUACUUUAAUUGAGACAGUCCCUAAACUGACCUAGCCAACUACUCGGGGUUCUGCAGCUGCAUCAGUGGAGAUGGAGUGAGGUGCCUGAGAUUAGCUGGAGGAUUAGAGGCUCUCAGGGGGGACGUGCCCCUCGCCAAAGGCCCCGAUUGGCUGGCCGGCGUGCCCCAGGGGUGGAGCUGCCAUGACCGACCAGGGGAUGCUGAGCCUGUUUGGGGAGGACGGGGCCCUGUUUUCUGAAGGGCUAGGAGACCUCGGGGAGUGCGGGUACCCCGACGGCCAGCAGAUGGCGAUGGAGCAGGGCUACGGGUCCCUGCAGCAGAACCUCCCGGAGCUGGGGCAGUUCCACCACUACGGCCAGUACGAGCAGCCAGGGGGCGCCAUGCUGGGGACCCAGCAGUACCACCCCUCGGCCCCGCCCCCGGCCCCGCCCUCGGCUCCGCCCAUGUCUCAGCCGCACGCCGGCUACCCCAACAUGCAGGGGGAGAGGCAGGGCCAGCCUUUUAUGGGCGGCAGCACCAUGUGGGGCCCCGGGGCCACACCCACGCAGGCCCCCGGGCCCCACGUCCCCAUGCAGCCCAUGGGGGUGUACGCAGGGGGAGUCGGGGGGGAGUACUCCCAGCAGAAUCUGCCCCGGGGCGGCCCGCCGCCCCCCAGCCGUUUUGCGGGCCACGUGGCCCCCCAGCAGGGCUCCAGAAUGGCGGGGCCGCCCAUGCGCCACCCAGUGCAGCAGCAGCAGCAGCCACGCCCGCGCCACCACCCCGCCCCGGGACAGUUCCACCCGGAGCCUGUGGCGCACGGGCGCUGCUUCUCCCCAAACACGCAGCCGCACCCCCAGCCCCACCCCCUGCACCAGCAGAGCAUGGGCUUCAGUCCCCACGGGCAGCCUGUUCCCCUUAACGUUCCAAAUGGCUCCGCUCGCUUCCCUUCCUACCCCAGCCCCAAUCAGGGCUCACCCAGCGGCGUGGGGGCGGGGCCUAACGCCAUGCAGGCGCAGGGAUACGCCGGUGCCGCCGACUUCUUGCCCCUGGGAGGGCCCCCGGGACCCGUACCCCCCCACCAGCAGCACCAGCAGCCCCUGCAUGGGCCCCAAAUGGGCCCCGCCCACAACCACCAGCAGCAGCACCCGGCUCCGCCCCCCCAAAUCUCCUAUGGCCCGGGACCCCCCAUGUCCCCGAUGAAGGCCGUCCCUAACCCCACGGGUGCCCCCACUGCCCCGCCCCAGCAGGGUGUUGCCAUGGGAACGGGCGUGGAGGUGGGCGGGUACCCCGGCGUGCCUCUCCAGCCCCAGGGGGCGGUGGGCGUGUCCCAGUCCCAGCAGCCCCUCCCCCCUCAGCCUUACGGGGGCCUGCCUCAGUGCCAGCCAUCCCACAAUCCCUUGCAGCAGGGACAGAGGAUGCCGUUCCGCCAGCUGCAGCCGACGCCGUCAUCGCAGCCUCACGUGGCUCCGCCCCCUCACCAGCAGCCUUGGGCACAGCCACACCCCCUGCUUCCGGUCACCCACAAAGUGCCUGUCACUCAGCCUUCUCUGUUGGAUCCGCCUCCCGAGACCCCCGCCGCACCGCUGACCUCUGACCCCGGGGGCGCGGACCAGAAGCCCAAAAAGAAGAAGCAGAAGAAGAAGAAGGAGAAAGCGAAAGCCGAUGAGGAGGAGGAGGGGAAGAAGAAGGAGCCGGACGCUGUGAACGGACCCGAGGAAGAGGCUUCCUCUGGGGCCAAAAAGAAAAAGACCAAAGCCAAGGACCAGGGCACCCCCAAAACGCCCAAAGCCCCCAAAACACCCAAAACGCCCAAGACACCUAAAACUCCCAAAGAGCCAAAGGAGAAGAAGGUGAAGACACCCAAGACUACAGCCCCCAAGAAGCCCAGCGUUAAGAAGACGAGCCCAGAGACCGACACUGUGGCUAAAAAAGAAGCGAAGCGGAAGAGAGAGUCCAGCGAGCACUCGGAUGCGGAAGAAAGGAUUCCCCCGGCUUCUCCGGAGGAGGAAGAGGAGGACGGGGGCACGCAGAAGAGACGGUCCAGUCGGCAGGUGAAGCGGAAGCGCUACACGGAGGAGCUGGAGUUCCGAAUCUCAGACGACGAGGGCGACAGGAGAGAGGGGGGCAAACGAGCGGCUCAGUCUGAUCAGCAGGCUGCUGGUGCAGACGGUCCUGUUGUGGAGAAGAUCAUGGCUGUUCGGCUGGGGAAGAAAGAGAACGAGUGUGGGGAAGAAGUGGAAGUGGAGGAAUUUUAUGUCAAAUUCAAAGCCCUCUCCUAUCUGCACUGUCGCUGGGCAGACAUGGAGGAGCUGGAAAAGGACAAGCGGAUCCAGCAGAAGGUCAAGCGGUUCAAGGCGAAGCAGUCGCUCAACAGCUUCCUGAGCGAGAUGGAUGAGGAGCCCUUCAACCCAGAUUAUGUGGAAGUGGAUCGCAUCCUGGACAUUUCUGAGAGCACUGAUGAAGACGGAGAGCCCGUCACUCAUUACCUGGUGAAGUGGUGCUCCCUGCCCUACGAGGACAGCACCUGGGAGCUGAAGGCCGACGUGGACCCGGGGAAGAUCCAGGAGUUCCAGCGGCUAGCGGCGCGGGAGCCCCAGCUGGAGAGAGUGGAACGCCCCCCUGCAGAUGAUUGGCAGGAGCUGAAGACCUCCAGGGACUACCAGAACGGCAACAAACUCAGGGAGUACCAGCUGGAAGGAGUCAACUGGCUGUUCUUCAACUGGUACAACACACGUAACUGCAUACUGGCGGACGAGAUGGGCCUGGGGAAGACCAUCCAGUCCAUCACCUUCCUGUACGAGAUGUUCCUGAAGGGCGUGGGCGGGCCCUUCCUGGUCAUCGCCCCCCUCUCCACCAUCCCAAACUGGGAGCGGGAGUUCCGCACCUGGACCGACCUCAACGUGGUGGUGUACCACGGGAGCCAGGCCAGCCGCCGCACCAUCCAGGCCUACGAGAUGAGCUUCAGGGACCCGCAGGGCGCUGUGAUAAAGGGAGCGUAUAAGUUCCACGCGCUCAUCACCACGUUUGAGAUGAUCCUGACGGACUGCCCGGAGCUGCGGUCCGUGGGCUGGCGCUGUGUGGUCAUCGACGAGGCGCACAGGCUCAAGAACAGGAACUGCAAACUGCUGGAGGGGCUCAAGAUGAUGGACAUGGAGCACAAAGUCCUCCUCACCGGCACGCCCCUGCAGAACACCGUGGAGGAGCUCUUCAGCCUGCUCAACUUCCUCGAGCCCCAGCGCUUUCCCUCCGAGGCCACCUUCAUGCAGGAGUUCGGAGACCUGAAGACCGAGGAGCAGGUGCAGCAGCUGCAGGCCAUCCUGAAGCCCAUGAUGCUGCGCAGGCUGAAGGAGGACGUGGAGAAGAACCUGGCGCCCAAGGAGGAGACCAUCAUCGAGGUGGAGCUCACCAACGUCCAGAAGAAGUACUACCGCGCCAUCCUGGAGAAGAACUUCGCCUUCCUGUCCAAGGGGGGCUCAGGAGGAGGAGGAGGAGGCGGCGGCGGCGGGGGCAACGGCAACGUCCCAAACCUGCUGAACACUAUGAUGGAACUGAGAAAGUGCUGCAACCACCCCUACCUCAUUAAUGGAGCGGAGGAGAAGAUCGUGGAGGAGUUCCGGGAGACGCACCCCUGCGAGGGCCCCGAGCUGGCGCUGCAGGCCAUGGUGCAGGCGGCGGGGAAGCUGGUGCUCAUCGACAAGCUGCUGCCCAAGCUGAAGGCCGGCGGCCACCGCGUGCUCAUCUUCUCCCAGAUGGUGCGCUGCCUGGACAUCCUGGAGGACUACCUCAUCCAGAAACGGUACUCGUACGAGCGCAUCGACGGCAGGGUGCGGGGCAACCUGCGGCAGGCCGCCAUCGACCGCUUCUCGCGCCCGGACUCGGACCGCUUCGUCUUCCUGCUGUGCACGCGGGCGGGGGGGCUGGGCAUCAACCUGACCGCCGCCGACACCUGCGUCAUCUUCGACUCGGACUGGAACCCGCAGAACGACCUGCAGGCCCAGGCCCGGUGCCACAGGAUCGGACAGAGCAAGGCGGUGAAGAUCUACCGGCUGAUCACCAGGAACUCGUACGAGAGGGAGAUGUUCGACAAGGCCAGCCUGAAGCUGGGCCUGGACAAGGCCGUGCUGCAGUCCAUGAGCGGCCGGGAGAACGUGGCUAACGGGGUCCAGCAGCUCUCCAAGAAGGAGAUCGAGGACCUCCUCCGGAAGGGGGCGUACGGGGCUCUGAUGGAGGCCGAGGACGAGGGCUCCAAAUUCUGCGAGGAGGACAUCGAUCAGAUCCUGCAGCGGCGCACGCAGACCAUCACCAUCGAGUGCGACGGCAAAGGGUCCACCUUCGCCAAGGCCAGCUUCGUCUCCUCUGGAAACAGGACGGACAUCUCCCUGGAGGACCCUGAUUUCUGGCAGAAGUGGGCGAAGAAGGCUGAGCUGGACAUGAGCGUGAUAAACAGACGGAACACGCUGGUGAUCGACACGCCCAGGGUGCGCAAGCAGACCCGCCACUUCAGCGCCGCCAAGGAGGACGACCUGCUGGAGUUCUCCGACCUGGAGAGCGACUCGGAGGACACGCCCACCCCGCGCACCCGCCGGCCCCAGGACCGCGCCCACGGCUACCCCCGCAGCGCCUGCUUCAGGGUGGAGAAGAACCUGCUGGUGUACGGGUGAGUGGGCGGGGCAUGGUCAGUGGUGGGUGGAGAAGGGCGGGGCUUGAAUAAGGGCUGUUGAUGGAUGAAACCCAUCUGCCCAACAGAUUCUAUGUUCUGUCCCUUAAUGAAAACCUCUAAAUCGAAUUCAACUUCAAUUCAAGCCCUGCCUGAUGACAUAACCCCACCCCUGUUCCCCUAAGCCCUGCCCACUGCCCUAAACUCCGCCUCUGUGCCCUCAGGCCUGUCGGCUCCCGUUCCUCGUGGGCGUAAGGGGAAGAAGGGGAAGGCUCAGGGGGCCCAGCCCUUCCUGCAGCAGGCCGACUGGCUGGCCCACUGCAACCCCAACACCCUGCUGCAGGAGGACAGCUACAAGAAGCACCUGAAGCACCACUGCAACAAAGUGCUGCUGAGGGUUCGGAUGCUGUACUACCUGAAGCAGGAAGUCAUCGGCAGCCAGGCGGACAGGAUCCUGGAGGGAGCGGAUUCCAGUGAAAUAGACAUCUGGAUCCCGCAGCCUUUCCUGGCUGAGAUGCCCUGCGAUUGGUGGGACAGGGAGGCGGACAAGUCCCUGCUCAUCGGUGUCUUCAAACACGGCUAUGAGAAGUACAACUCCAUGCGCGCGGACCCCGCCCUGCACUUCCUGGAGAAGGCGGGCUCGCCGGACCCCAAAGCCGUCGCCGCUGAGCAAGGGGGCGCGGACCUGGCGACGGACGGCGUCGAGGGGGGAGAUCUGGACAGAGAAGAUGAAGAUCCUGAGUACAAACCGGCCAGGAUGGCUUUUAAGGAGGAAAUGGAGGAAUGUACUAACUCCUCCUUGGGUGAUGAAGACACUACAGGGGCUGAAUCUCUGGGGGGGAGGUCCGGCGAGCAGGGCGCUCAGGGGAAGCUGCGCUGGCCCAGCACCUCGGCGCUGACGGGCCGGCUGCGCAGGCUGAUCGCAGCGUACCAGCGCAGCCACAAGAGGGAGCAGCAGCGCCAGGAGGCCCUGCUCAUGCUCCAGGCGCACAGACGCCACCCCCAGGAGGCCGCCUGGGCCGUGGCCCCCCAGAGAGAGGCCGCCGCCCCCGACAGGCGCCAGAGGUGGACGCGGAGGGAGGAGGCGGAUUUCUACCGCGUGGUGUCCACCUUCGGCGUGCUGCGCGACGGCCAGCGCUUCGACUGGAGGCACUUCCGCACCUUCGCCCGGCUCGACCGCCGCACCGACCUGCAGCUGGAGGGCUACUUCCUGUCCUUCGUGGCCAUGUGCCGACGCGUGUGUCACCUGCCCCUCCGGCCCGAGGACGAGACGCUGGACCCCACGGUGUGGGUGGAGCCCAUCACGGCGGAGCGGGCCUCGCGCACCAUGUACCGCAUCGAGCUGCUGCGGCGCAUCCGGGAGCAGGUGCUGCCGCACGCCGGCCUGGCCGAGGGCCUCCGGCUGUGCCAGCCCAGCGCCGACCUGCCCGAGUGGUGGGAGUGCGGCCGCCACGACCGCGAGCUGCUGCUGGGCGCCUCCAAGCACGGCCUCAGCCGCACCGACUACCACAUCUUCAACGACCCCGAGCUGGGCUUCCUGGAGGCGCACAGGAAGUUCACCCAGCCGCCCGCCCCGGCCGCCGCCGCCCCCGCCCCCGCCUCGGCGCUCAAAGAGGAGCAGGCCGCACCCAAACCGCACCCACCGAAGGUGGAGGACGGCUGCGGCCAAGCUGAGGAGAAGCCGGAGACUGCCUCUCUCAAAGAGGAGGAGCAGAGAGAGGAGGCGGAGACCAGCUUGAAGGAGAGGCCUGGCAGCGGAGAGAGCAAAUCUGAGGGAGAGGAGGCGGAGCCUAAAGCUGAGGAAGAAAAGAAGGUGCCUAAAGCUGAGGAGCAAGAGGAGGAGCCUAAACCUGAGAAACAGGAGACUGGACUGAAAGCUGAAAGAGAGGAGGUGGAGCCUAAAGCUGAAGGAGAGAAGGCGGAGCCUAAAGCUGAAGGAGAGGAGGCGGAGCCUAAAGCUGAAGGAGAAGAGGCGGAGCCUAAAGCUGAGGGAGAAGAGGCGGAACCUAAAGUUGAAUCCAAGCCGCUGUCUGAGAAAGGAUCUGAAGAUGACGACGAAGACAAAAUGGAGGAAGACUAUAAAUCUGAGUCCUCUCAGGCUGAAGCGAGCGCGGCCUCUCAGGACAAGGCCUUUGACGAGGAGAGCAACGCGUCCCUGAGCACGGCGCUGGACGAGACCCGCGACGGAUUCCCCUCUGAAGACGCUCCCGUGGUCUACGACCGGGCCUUCUCCUUCUGCCACUGGCCCAAGGACCGCGUGGUGAUCGACCGGCUGGACGUCGUCUGCGAGACGGUGCUGAAAGGGAAGUGGCCCGCCAACAGGCGCCAGCUCUUCGACUUCCCCCCGGCGCAGUUGCCUGGAUACGCAGCCAGCGCCGCGGGGAGCCCCGUGCCGCGGGGAUUCGGCGAGCUCGCCGCAGCGGGACAGGCCAGCCACAGCGGCAGCGAGGAGAGCUCCCUGCCCCCACAGGACGAGGCCGCAGGCGCGGGGUUCCUCCCAUCCCAGCGCCGCGGGUGGAGGAAGGUGGAGGCGGAGGCGGAGCGUGUGGCCAAGCGCAGGCACCUCAUGGACAUGGUGGCCCAGCUGAGGGAGUCUCACGGCCACGCCCACGCCGGGGCCCAGUCCACCGCGCACCCGUCCCCCGCGUUCUCCCUGCCCGCGUCCUCCGCCCCCCGCGACGGGCGGAGGAGGCGGGCCGAGUCGCCCUGCGCCACCCCCCCGAACGGGGCCUUCCUGGAGGACGACCUGCCGAUGAAGAGGAGGAGGGGCCGGAGGAAGAACGUGGAGGGGCUGGACAUGCUGUUCGCCAGGCACAGGAAGGCCGCGCCCAGCGCCGAGGAUUCGGAAAUGACCAAAGCUUUCCUGGACGGGGUGCAGAUGCCCCCACAGACGCGGCGAAACAUUCCUUCCCUGGCGGGACAGGACCCCAAGAAUCCGGUUACCCUGGACAACUUGGUGGACAGAAACGGGAUGCUUGGAGGAGGCGCCCUCAGCAACAAGAACCUGGCAGAAUGGCUGGGACGACACCCCUCCUACGCCCCCGACACGCCGAGCUAUUCACCAAAGAGGGAGGAGCUUCCCCUCUCGCCGUUCCACACCCCGAAGCAGAAGAGGCACCGCUGCCGCAACCCCAGCAAGAUCGACGUCAACACCCUGACCGGGGAGGAGAGGGUGCCCGUCGUCAACCGCAGGAGUGGCAGGAAGUUGGGUGGGUCAUUCGCCCCGCCGAUGAAGGACUUGCCUCGGUGGCUGAAGGAAAACCCGGAGUUCGCCGUCUCUCCGGACUGGACCGACAUCGUCAAGCAGUCAGGCUUCCUCCCAGAGGCCAUGUUCGGAGGGCUUCUGACGGGGCCCGUGGUGAGAGAGGAGGGGGUGUGCCGGCGCGGGCGGAGACCGAAGAGCGAGGGGGCGCGGGGUGCCGCCUCGGUGGCGGCCCCUCCCCCCGCGGGGCUGAACCCCCUGCUGAUGGGCGGGCUGAUGGGGGGCCUGCAGAGCCUGCAGCUGGCCGGGCUCAUGGGCUUCCCCUCGGGGGACCCCAAACAGGCCGCCGCCCUGCUGCCCCUCAUGCUCCCCAACAUGCUGGGCCUGGGCGGGCUGUUCGGUAACCUGGCGACCGCCGCAGGCUCCGCCCCCGCCGCCCAGGGCGAGCCCGAGGCCACGCCCAAGAAGGAAGAUGAAGAGGAGGAUGAGGAGGAGGGGGAGGCAGAAGAGGGGAGCACCGCCGAGGCAGAGGGCGGAGCCGCCGCGAACGCCAUCUCCGCCGCCAUGGCCGGCAUGUCCGCCAACCCCCUGGCCUUCAACCCCUUCCUGCUGUCCGCCAUGGCGCCCGGGCUCUUCUACCCCUCCAUGUUCCUGCCCCCCGGCCUGGGCAACAUGGGUAACAUGGGUAACCUGGGCAACCUGGCCAACUUGAGUAACCUGGGUAAUCUGGGCAAUCUGGGUAACCUGGCCAACCUGAGUAACCUAGGUAACCUGGCCAACCUGAGUAACCUGGGUAACCUGGGUAACCUGGGCAGCCUGGGCCUGGCCGGCCUGCCCCAGGCCCUGGCUGGGCUGCAGGGCGCCAUGGCGGGGGCCGGGGUGGAGAACGCCGCGGGCUCCUCCACGGAGAGCAACGCCGAGAACGGCACAGACGACUGCUCGGGCUCGGGCGCCGAGAACGACACAGGCAGCAGCACAGAGAGCAGCCCGGAGGCCAGCGCAGGCAACCCCGCGGGCCCCAGCACAGGCUCCAGCACAGGCAACCCCGCGGGCUCCAGCGCGGCUGACAGCAAGGGGAACCCAGCGGGCUCCAGCGCAGACGACGGCACAGGAAACGACGGCAAAGGAAACAGCGGAGAGAGCGACGCGGGCGCGGCGGCUGCAGACGAGGAGGAAGGCCCCGCCCAGCCCGAGACGGACGGCGCGGCGGCGUCCGCCGGAGACCAGAGCGCGGACUAGGCCCCGGAGAACCACGCCUGCCCCGCCCAGCCGAACAAGACCCAAUCACUACUGUGGACACGACACUGUUAAAGCCUUCUCCUUCUCACUCUGUUAUUUUCAGUUUUUUCCCCAAAGCAAACUGAACUGCCUGAGCAAAAAGCCACUGUCAUACACUGUAGCAUAAGGUGCAUCACUGGCGUCGCGGGGACGCCGGGAAGCAGUCGCCGUGGAUACGAAGGGCCCGCUUUGUCCGGUCCUGCAUAUGAACCACAGAGAGGCGACUGAACUGCUGAAAGAGGGCUUUAGGGAGGAGUACCCCGGCCUCGCUGCUUUCCACCGAGCUCCUCCUCCUCCCGUAGAGGGAGCCCCCGACUCUCUGUCCGUCAGAAGCAGAGGGUCGAGCGAGAUGUGUGUAUUUAAACUUCUCCUUUUUAAUUCCCCCUGUCGAGUUGUGUUUGUGUGCUGUUCUGUUCUGCUGUUCUUUAUUUUUUUUCAGGAUGAACGUCUGAGGCGCGUCUCUCUCUCUCACAGUGCUCAGGCUCCCCUCCAGUUUCCCACAAUCCCCUCUGCCCUGUGGAAACAGCAAUAAAGGAGUACAGUUAUUCAGGCAGCUGCUGAAUGUCCCACUGGCCUCAGGGCUUCUCAUUGGGACAUUGACCAAGAAAUCUGAAAAACGGGGAGGGGGGGUACAGUCAGUUUGUCUCAUGAUAAUGUCGUUUAUGCACUGGUAAUAACUAUUGAUGAAAAAAUCAGGUACAUUUAUCUAUUUGAAAGGACAUUUUUUUGUUACUCUAGCCACAAAGAUGCACAGCAUUACCUCAACUUUAAACUAGCCUUGAAGUUUACAGACGUGACUUUUAUUUUGGUUUUUUGUGGAAGGGGUCAGGAUUUGAUUUUGUCUUUCAUGUUUUUUUCUGAAACCGUUUUGUAUGAUAAACUGUAAAAUGCUGUAGUAAUGUUGCUACUUUUAAUAAAAAGUCACACAUCGUAUACAUCUAGGAUACCAAA
Messenger RNA from Anguilla rostrata (American eel), 10364 nucleotides. RefSeq names its product chromodomain-helicase-DNA-binding protein 7-like. The transcript has 38 exons. Lineage: Eukaryota; Metazoa; Chordata; Actinopteri; Anguilliformes; Anguillidae. Gene Ontology annotation, molecular function: ATP binding; protein binding; ATP-dependent chromatin remodeler activity. The record is from RefSeq and is a predicted model, not a curated record.